Molecule: messenger RNA, 1161 nt
Organism: Vidua chalybeata
Lineage: Eukaryota; Metazoa; Chordata; Aves; Passeriformes; Viduidae
Exons: 9
Coding region: 151-1107 (318 amino acids)
Source: RefSeq, a predicted model, not a curated record
UGCACAGCACCACAAGGACCGAGCAGUCAGUCCUUGAGCACAACUGUUGCGGCAGCAGCGGCGGUGGCAGCAGUGGUGCUGACAUUGGGACAGCAGUGUCAGGACAGCGGUGGCAGCAAGAGCUGCAGGACUGGCAGAGGGCAAGGCACCAUGGCCCUUGCUCUGCGCCUCUUCCUCCCGCUCCUCCUGGCCGUGGCCCUGCCUGCCAGGGCUGCCCAGGCUGCUCCGCUGCAAGUGCAGGGAGCAGAUGAGCAUGCUAGGAAGGCUUCUCCAGCAGCUUGGCUCCAUGCAGAUUUCCAGCCUCUUAAGCCUCCUGCAGGUGUGUCUGCAGGGAAGACUUUUCAGGCUCCUUUCCGGGUUGCUGCACACAAGCCAAGCUCCCAUCGCAGGGAGAUGGACAGAGAGGCUGUGCUGAAGGCUGAGUUUCCCGGAGGAAGCAGUGGCUCAUUGGCAGCCUCUGCUGCAGGAAGGGAGGCGAUGCCAGGCACAGUCACUGGAGAUGAGCAUGCUAGGAAGGCUUCUCCAGCAGCUUGGCUCCAUGCAGAUUUCCAGCCUCUUAAGCCUCCUGCAGGUGUGUCUGCAGGGAAGACUUUUCAGGCUCCUUUCCGGGUUGCUGCACACAAGCCAAGCUCCCAUCGCAGGGGUCCUCCGAGAGGGAAGAACAAACCUACAGGAGACAGUAAGUCCCUGGAGGCAUCCAAACACAUGGAGAAGACAUUGAGGGAUGUGGAGAGACGCCGUGAUGCAGCCGGCACCUCAACACAUGCUGGCAAGACCUGGAAAAGCAUGAGAAGAGUUUUCUGCUGGGGAACACCUUUUUUGGUUAAGUUGAUGGCCAUUGUGGUUGGCGCAGCACUUUGCCUGAUGAUAUGCUCUGCUGGAGUCUGGUAUUCCUGGAAGAGAAAAUGGUGCUCCUGCCCAUCUUCAGAAGACAAGCCUAACAACUCCGGCAAAGAGAACUUGACCCGUCUUCCCAGCUCUUCACUUCUGUCCCCAUCUGCCCUGCCGCAGCUGCAGCACCCUCUUGAGCCCUUCCCCAAACUCACCCCUCCACAACGAGACCCUCCACCCCUGAGCCCCCUGGUCCUGUUCCCCAACUACGACUAAAGGUGGGCAGGCCUCGUCUGCCAGGGCAGGGCUUGGCCCACAUUUUAUGUUCAA